GGUCUUCGUGGCAGGAGGCUACUAGUGCACUACUUGUGUUAUGAUGUCGUGUGGAUUUUGACAGUCUAGUGGUGAAGUGAUCAGCUAUCAUGGCAGGCAGGGAAGGGGAAGGGACUCCCCCCAAGGGUGGAGCAGCCGGGGGCAAGCUUGAGAGCCUUCCCAGAGAGGACCUCAUAAAGUUUGUCAAGAAACAAACAAUGAUUCUCCAGAAGACCAAGGCUAAAUGUGACGAGCUGAGCAAAAAAGUUGAAAGUUUGGAAAAAGAGAAAGAAAAUUUGCCAACAGAGGGAGCUGGUGAUGCUACUGCUGCUGCAGAAAAGAUAAAGGAGUUAGAACAAACCGUCCAGGAUCUUCAGUCGGAGAGGGAGGAGACCAUUGCAGCCUACAAUGCUGCACAGCAAUCACAAGAAAAGGCCGCAGGAAAGAUUAAGGAGAUGGAAGAACAGCUGGAGUGUAUGAAGAUGAAGGAUGAAACACUGACCUCAUCGUUUCAGUUCAUGCAAGAAGAGCAGAAUAAGAUUAUGAAGGAAAACCAGGACCUUAAGGACCAGGUAGCCGUCCUGUCCAAUGCCAGAGAUGAGGUAUUGAACUCUCUGAAGGUGAUAAAGCAGCAGGGAGAUGGUGACAGGGAGGAGUUGAAACAGAGGCUGGAAAAGAUGGCGGCUGAGAAGGAGGAAGUACAGCGCCAAAUAGAGGAGUUGCAGGAAGAGCUCAAGACUAAGACUGCGGAGAUAGCCAGGCUGACUACAGAGGGUGCAGAAAGUUCAGCACUGAAGGAACAGCUUGCACAGUUGACAGCAGCAGCAGAACCCCUUAAGGCUGAGAGAGACGCUUUGCAAGAACAGGUGAUGAAGAAAUGUGAAGAACUUGAAGACUAUGCACAGGCUCUUCAGAAAGUGAAGGCUGAAAAGGAACAGCUUGGCAAGGAUUUCGCUCUGUUCCAGACUUCCAGUGGGGGGUUCCAGGAACAGCUUGGGGAGGUAACUCGCUUGCUGGAAGGAAUGCAGGAAGAAAGAAAAAGGAUGGAAGGAGAGAGAGACGAGAUGGAGAAGGAACAACACAGGCUGCAAGACUGGAUACAAAGAGACCAAUUAGAAAUCAAAGAACUGAAGUCAAAGGUUGAGAAAUUAACCAGUGAGAAAGACCAACUCAAGACUCAAUUAGAAGAGAAAUUAACAGAUGUUAAGUCUGAGAGGGAUCAGCUCAAAAAUGAACUCGGCAAUCUUCAGUCGAGCUCUGGUGAUUCUGAAGUUAAGGUUGCAGAGCUACAGACCCUGUGUGAAAAAUUAAAUGAUGAAAACUGCAAGCUUAAUGCUCAGGUUGAAGAGGCAUCUGGCCGUGAAUCAUCACUUAAAGAAGAAAACUGUCAGCUAAAUGCUGCAUUAAGUGAACUGCAGGCUGAAAAGCAGUCUUUGGUGGAUGAACUGAGUUCUCAUUCUAGUCAGAAGGAUGAUGAAGUCAAAGCUUCUGGUCUGAGGAUAACAGAGCUUGAAGAACAGUUGGAGAUUUGCAAGAAGGAGAUUAGUGAAUGGCAGCAAACUACAGAACAGGCUAAAGAAGCCGAGAGACAAACAAAAGAAGAAUUUGUUAAAGAAAAAGCUUCCUGGGAGGAGACGGAAAAACAGCUGAAAACUGAAAACAACAGACUUUUAUCUGAUCUGCAGGAAAAACAAGAUGGCAGAACCGAGACCGAGCAGGAACUGAUGAGCCUGCGCCAGGAAAGAGAAACGCUCGUGAAAGCAGUCAACAUACUCAAAGAAGAAAUCGAAAAAAUCAAAGAGCGAGAAACCGGGAUAGAAGAGGAAGUUACCCAGUUAAAGGAGGAAAGGGAAAUGCUGAACUUGGAGCUCCACAGUGCUCAAGAGAAACUCAAUGAGUGGGAGCACAUGAUUCAGAUGCUCAAAGACGACAAGGAGAGGGUCAUUCAAGAACUCGUAGAUGCAGAGGAAAGGGAGCGUAGCUGUGCCCAGGAGAUCGAGGAAGCUAUGAAUUCACUCAACGAAGCUCUGAAUGAGAGAGAUAAUCUUAGAGAAGAGGUGGUACGCAUGAGUGAAAGCACAGGGAACGUGACAAGUGAAAUCAGUUAUCUGCGGCAGAUGAUAGAUGAAGUUUUGACAGAAAAGAGCAAAAUGCAAGCAAGAAUUGAUGAACUUUUGGAGAAAGCAGGUGAGGGGGAGAGACCAGAAACUUUGAGAGAUAUGGUAGGUUUAGCUCUGGAUCCAAUACAAGAACACACAGACGAAGGAGAUGGAAGUGAGGAGCCACAACCAGAGGGCAGCACAUCAGUUCAAGCAGACGGCAGUAACCAAGAAGUUCCAAGGGAUCAGCUCUCUUUGUUGAAGGAUGCCGAAAUGAUAUUAAUGCAGAAAGUAGAUGAUUUAACAGAGAGGUUGGAAGCAUUAGAGCAAGAAAAACAGGAAUUGUUGAGGCAAUUGCAAUCAGGUUCACAGCUCACAGAUUCUGGUCAUAUGCAAUAUUGUGAUGCUGAACAGCAGACUGACUUCACUACUAGUCAAGACAAUCUUGCUGAGCAAGUUGAAUUACUGAAAGAUUCUGAAGGAAAACUUAUUGAUAAAAUAAAUGACUUAACUGAACAGCUUGAAAGUGUUAUUACAGAAAAAGAAGGGUUAAAAGCACAGAUUACAACAAUGAAAGAGCAACAGCAGACGAGCAGUACAGAGAAAGAGUUGGAAGAAAGCAGGGCACAGGUUAUUGUGUUGGAUUCCCAAUUGAAGGCCGUAAAAAAUAGAUUUCAGGAAAUGGAGCAGGAGAAAUCUGAACUACUGUCAUCUAAAAUCCAAGACUAUGAAUCAGUUAAGGCAGAAAAAGACAACAUGGCUGUUAUCAUUGAUCAGAUGAAACAAGAGCUGGGAUUGGUCAAAGAAGAGAAUUUGACGAGGGAGCAGCAACUGGUAACCACACAAGAAAGACUUUCGAUGUUACAGUCAGAAUUUGAAAGUGAAAUUGAGAGAAUGAAAGGGGAGUUGUCGCAGAGAGCUGAUCAGAUAACUUUACUGGAGAAUCAGCUCUCCGAGAGUAAAGAGCAGGUUUCGUCUGAGGGACAGCAACUUCAACAAGAAAUUCAGAAGAUAAAAACUGAGAAAGAAGAGGUUGAAGAAAAAUACCAGACUGAAAUGUCAGAGAAAAAACAAGAAAUUGCAGAAAUUCAACAGACUCUUUCAAAUACCCAAAAUGAAUUUGAGGUAUUUCAGGGUAAGAUGCAAGAGAUUACAGAAAGGAGCUCAGUUUUGCAGACGGAAAUUGAUGAAUGUAGGUCAUCUAUUGAAAAACUGACCAAUGAGAAGAAGGAACUUAUGACCCAGCUUAGCGAUGUUCAGAAGGAAAGGAAUGAUCUUAAAAGUAUGGUGGAAACUUUAAAAGAAGGAUCAUCGGAUUCUGCUCAGGAAUUAGUUCAUAGUCAGGAAAUGGUCUCUCAGUUGGAACUGGAAAAAGAAAAACUUAGUGCUCAGCUACAAGAAUUCCAAACAGCAAAGGAAGGAUUACAGGAGAAAUUGGAAGAAGCACAGAAGGAUUUAUCUGAAAAGAAUGCAAAGCUUGAGAAAUUUAUGCAUGAAGUUCAGGAAUUUAAUGGUGUUAUUUCUGAGCUGAAUGAGAAACUUGAUUCAAAAGAGGAGAAGCUAAAAACAUCUGCUCAAGAACUGGAUCUUACUAAACAAAAGAUUCAGGAAAUGGAAGAGAACAUGGAACGAACUCUGGCAGAAAAGAUAGGUGAAAUAGAAAACCAAGCCUGUUUAAGAGAGCAGAUGGAAAGCAAGUUACAAGAAGCCAGAGAAAUGAUUGAAAAACUUAACCAGGAAAAGUAUGUGGAUGUUUUAAAAAUUGCCAACGAAAAAGAAGUUUUGGAGCAGCAUUUUGCAGAACUUAAAGCAAAUUAUGAACACCUACAGCAGGACAUGACUACCAAAGAUGCUCAGUUACUGGAAAUGCAACAAAAACACGAGACAGACUUUGCAAACAAAAUGGCAGCAGAAGAGUCAAAAGAAGAAGAAUUGAAGCAACAACAUGCACAGAUGCUGGAAGAGAGUCAAAGAAGAAUAAACGAGCUCCAAGAGGCAAUAAGGGAACUGGAAAAGGAAAGUGCUGAUUUAAAAGAGCAGCUGAAGCAGGGAGAAGAAGCCAGGGAGAAACUACAAGGAGAAAAGCAGGAUUUGAUUGUUCAGAUGCAAGAUAUAAAGAAAAGGGAAGUGGAAAUCCAACAGAGAGCAGAGAUGGAAGACAACGAGAGAGUCAGUGAACUUGAGAAGAAGCUGGCGGAGACACAGGCUGCUGUGAAGUCAAAUGAAGAGAAGUCCAACAAGUUCAAAAUCUUGGCUGUCAAAGGGAAGAAAGAGACUGCUGAACUGAAGAAACAAGUUGAUGAUUUGAACUCCAAGACAACCAGUCUUCAGGCAGAGAAGGCGGAGUUAGAACAGCAAGUGAUACGGGCACAGGAGCAUGCUGGGAUUGCUGAAGAAGUGGACAAACUGAAGGCUGAAUGCGAGAGAUUGAGUGCCCUGUAUGACAAAGAGCAGGAGAGGUCCACAGCCCACGCCAAGGACCUGGAGACCACCAUAGGCGAACUCACAGAGCUGAAAGCCACAGUGGCGGACACCAAGGAGGAGAAGGAGAGACUGAACAAGGAGAUAGAGAGACUGGUGGAUGACAAGAAGGGGCUUGAUGCUCAAAUCACUGACAUGUCCAAUGAGCUGAAAGAGUUAAAUAAGAAUAGGAACGCUGAGAGGAUGAUGACAGACGAGAUUGUGCAAGAAAAGCAACAGUUGAUGGAAAAGCUAGCAGAACAACAGAGAGAAAGUGAAGAGGAAAAAGAAAAGCACAAAGCAGAACUGCAAAAGUUGCAAACUGAACUAGACAACAACAAACAGCGGCUACAGGACGCAGUCAGGGAGAUGGAAGAACAGCUGGAGUGUAUGAAGAUGAAGGAUGAAACACUGACCUCAUCGUUUCAGUUCAUGCAAGAAGAGCAGAAUAAGAUUAUGAAGGAAAACCAGCAAGAAAAAGUGGAAAUGCUAGAGAAAGAGAACCAGGACCUUAAGGACCAGGUAGCUGUCCUGUCCAAUGCCAGAGAUGAGGUCCUGAACUCUCUGAAGGUGAUAAAGCAGCAGGGAGAUGGCGACAGGGAAGAGUUGAAACAGAGGCUGGAAAAGAUGGGGGCUGAGAAGGAGGAAGUACAGCGCCAAAUAGAGGAGUUGCAGGAAGAGCUCAAGGCAAAGACUGCGGAGAUAGCCAGGCUGACUACAGAGGGUGCAGAAAGUUCAGCACUGAAGGAACAGCUUGCACAGUUGACAGCAGCAGCAGAACCCCUUAAGGCUGAGAGAGACGCUUUGCAAGAUCAGGUGACGAAGAAAUGUGAAGAACUCGAAGACUAUGCACAGGCUCUUCAGAAAGUGAAGGCUGAAAAGGAACAGCUUGGCAAGGAUUUCGCUCUGUUCCAGACUUCCAGUGGGGGGUUCCAGGAACAGCUUGGGGAGGUAACUCGCUUGCUGGAAGGGAUGCAGGAAGAAAGAAAAAGGAUGGAAGGAGAGAGAGACGAGAUGGAGAAGGAACAACACAGGCUGCAAGACUGGAUACAAAGAGACCAAUCAGAAAUCAAAGAAUUGAAGUCAAAGGUUGAGAAAUUAACCAGUGAGAAAGACCAACUCAAGACUCAAUUAGAAGAGAAAUUAACAGAAGUUAAGUCUGAGAGGGAUCAGCUCAAAAAUGAACUCGGCAAUCUUCAAUCCAGCUCUGGUGAUUCUGAAGUUAAGCUUGCAGAGCUACAGACCCUGUGUGAAAAAUUAAAUGAUGAAAACUGCAAGCUUAAUGCUCAGGUUGAAGAGGCGUCUGGCCGUGAAUCAUCACUUAAAGAAGAAAACUGUCAGCUAAAUGCUGCAUUAAGUGAACUGCAGGCUGAAAAGCAGUCUUUGGUGGAAGAACUGAGUUCUCAUUCUAGUCAGAAGGAUGAUGAAGUCAAAGCUUCUGAUCUGAGGAUAACAGAGCUUGAAGAACAGUUGGAGAUUUGCAAGAAGGAGAUUAGUGAAUGGCAGCAAACUACAGAACAGGCUAAAGAAGCCGAGAGACAAACAAAAGAAGAAUUUGUUAAAGAAAAAGCUUCCUGGGAGGAGACGGAAAAACAGCUGAAAACUGAAAACAACAGACUUUUAUCUGAUCUGCAGGAAAAACAAGAUGGCAGAACCGAGACUGAGCAGGAACUGACGAGCCUGCGCCAGGAAAGAGAAACGCUCGUGAAAGCAGUCAACAUACUCAAAGAAGAAAUCGAAAAAAUCAAAGAGCGAGAAACCGGGAUAGAAGAGGAAGUUACCCAGUUAAAGGAGGAAAGGGAAAUGCUGAACUUGGAGCUCCACAGUGCUCAAGAAAAACUCAACGAGUGGGAGCACAUGAUUCAAAUGCUCAAAGACGACAAGGAGAGGGUCAUUCAAGAACUCGUAGAUGCAGAGGAAAGGGAGCGUAGCUGUUCUCAGGAGAUUGAAGAAGCUAUGAAUUCACUCAACGAAGCUCUGAAUGAGAGAGACAAUCUUAGAGAAGAGGUGGUACGCAUGAGUGAGAGCACAGGGAACGUGACAAGUGAAAUCAGUUAUCUGCGACAGAUGAUAGAUGAAGUUUUGACAGAAAAGAGCAAAAUGCAAGCAAGAAUUGAUGAACUUUUGGAGAAAGCAGGUGAGGGAGAGAGACCAGAAACCUUGAGAGAUAUGGUAGGAUUAGCUCUGGAUCCAAUACAAGAACACACAGACGAAGGAGAUGGAAGUGAGGAGCCACAACCAGAGGGCAGCACAUCAGUUCAAGCAGACGGCAGUAGCCAAGAAGUUCCAAGGGAUCAGCUCUCUUUGUUGAAGGAUGCCGAAAUGAUAUUAAUGCAGAAAGUAGAUGAUUUAACAGGGAGGUUGGAAGCAUUAGAGCAAGAAAAACAAGAAUUGUUGAGGCAAUUGCAAUCAGGUUCACAGCUCACAGAUUCUGGUCACAUGCAAUAUUGUGAUGCUGAACAGCAGACAGAUGUCACUACUAGUCAAGACAAUCUUGCUGAGCAAGUUGAAUUACUGAAAGAUUCUGAAGGAAAACUAAUUGAUAAGAUAAAUGACUUAACUGAACAGCUUGAAAGUGUUAUUACGGAAAAAGAAGAGUUAAAAGUACAGAUUACAACGAUGAAAGAGCAACAGCAGUUGAGCAGCACAGAGAAGGAGUUGGAAGAAAGCAGGGCACAGGUUAUUGUGUUGGAUUCCCAACUGAAAGCUGUAAAAGAAAGAUUUCAGGAAAUGGAGGAGAAGUCUGAACUGCUGUCAUCUAAAAUCCAAGACUAUGAAUCAGUUAUGGCAGAAAAAGACAACAUGGCUGUUACUAUCGAUCAGAUGAAACAAGAGCUGGGAUUGGUCAAAGAAGAGAAUUUGACGAGGGAGCAGCAACUGGUAACCACACAAGAAAGACUUUCGAUGUUACAGUCAGAAUUUGAAAGUGAAAUUGAAAGAAUGAAAGGGGAGUUGUCGCAGAGAGCUGAUCAGAUAACUUUUCUGGAGAAUCAGCUCUCCGAGAGUAAAGAGCAGGUAUCGUCUGAGGGACAGCAACUUCAACAAGAAAUUCAGAAGUUAAAAACUGAGAAAGAAGAGGUCGAAGAAAAAUACCAGACUGAAAUGGUGGAGAAAAAACAAGAAAUUGCAGAAAUUCAGCAGACUCUUUCAAAUACCCAAAAUGAAUUUGAGGUAUUUCAGGGCAAGAUGCAAGAGAUUACAGAAAGGAGCUCAGUUUUGCAGACGGAAAUUGAUGAAUGUAGGUCAUCUAUUGAAAAACUGACCAAUGAGAAGAAGGAACUUAUGACCCAGCUUAGCGAUGUUCAGAAGGAAAGGAAUGAUCUUAAAAGUAUGGUGGAAACUUUGAAAGAAGGAUCAUCCGAUUCUGCUCAGGAAUUAGUUCAUAGUCAGGAAAUGGUCUCUCAGUUGGAACUGGAAAAAGAAAAACUUAGUGCUCAGCUGCAAGAAUUCCAAACAGCAAAGGAAGGAUUACAGGAGAAAUUGGAAGAAGCACAGAAGGAUUUAUCUGAAAAGAAUGCAAAGCUUGAGAAAUUUAUGCAUGAAGUUCAGGAAUUUAAUGGUGUUAUUUCUGAGCUGAAUGAGAAACUUGAUUCAAAAGAGGAGAAGCUAAAAACAUCUGCUCAAGAACUGGAUCUUACUAAACAAAAGAUUCAGGAAAUGGAAGAGAACAUGGAACGAACUCUGGCAGAAAAGAUAGGUGAAAUAAAAAACCAAGCCUGUUUAAGAGAGCAGAUGGAAAGCAAGUUACAAGAAGCCAGAGAAAUGAUUGAAAAACUUAACCAGGAAAAGUAUGUGGAUGUUUUAAAAAUUGCCAACGAAAAAGAAGUUUUGGAACAGCAUUUUGCAGAACUUAAAGCAAAUUAUGAACACCUGCAGCAGAACAUGACUACCAAAGAUGCUCAGUUACUGGAAAUGCAACAAAAACAUGAGAUAGACUUGGCAAACAAAAUGGCAGCCAAAGAGUUAAAAGAAGAAGAAUUGAAGCAACAACAUGCACAGAUGCUGGAAGAGAGUCGAAGAAAAAUAAAUGAGCUACAAGAGGCAAUAAGGGAACUGGAAAAGGAAAGUGAUGAUUUAAAAGAGCAGCUGAAGCAGGGAGAAGAAGCCAGGGAGAAACUACAAGGAGAAAAGCAGGAUUUGAUUGUUCAGAUGCAAGAUAUAAAGAAAAGGGAAGUGGAAAUCCAACAGAGAGCAGAGAUGGAAGACAACGAGAGAGUCAGUGAACUUGAGAAGAAACUGGCAGAGACACAGGCUGCUGUGAAGUCAAAUGAAGAGAAGUCCAACAAGUUCAAAAUCUUGGCUGUCAAAGGGAAGAAAGAGACUGCUGAACUGAAGAAACAAGUUGAUGAUUUGAACUCCAAGACAACCAGUCUUCAGGCAGAGAAGGCGGAGUUAGAACAACAAGUGAUACGGGCACAGGAGCAUGCUGGGAUUGCUGAAGAAGUGGACAAACUGAAGGCUGAAUGCGAGAGAUUGAGUGCCCUGUAUGACAAAGAGCAGGAGAGGUCCACAGCCCACGCCAAGGACCUGGAGACCACCAUAGGCGAACUCACAGAGCUGAAAGCCACAGUGGCCAACACCAAGGAGGAGAAGGAGAGACUGAACAAGGAGAUAGAGAGACUGGUGGAUGACAAGAAGGGGCUUGAUGCUCAAAUUACUGACUUGUCCAACGAGCUGAAAGAGUUAAAUAAGAAUAGGAACGCUGAGAGGAUGAUGACAGACGAGAUCGUGCAAGAAAAGCAACAGUUGAUGGAAAAGCUAGCAGAACAACAGAGAGAAAGUGAAGAGGAAAAAGAAAAGCACAAAGCAGAACUGCAAAAGUUGCAAACUGAACUAGACAACAACAAACAGCGGCUACAGGAUGCAGUCAGGGAGGCCAAGCACAGCAGCAUGGUGGACUUGGAGAUCGCGGACUACGAGCGCACAGUAAACAGCCUCCAGGAGCAGGUCAGACAGAAAGAGACCAGCAUUCACAGCGGAGAGAAAGAGAUUGCAAGACUGAAAGAAAACAUCAAGUCAUUGGAAAAGCAACUGGAUUCUGUUGAAAGCCAGAGAGUGCAAAGUGAAGAACGUGGAAACAAGCUAAAACAACUUCUAGUCAAGACCAAGAAAGACCUGGCAGAAGCAAGAAAACUGGAAUCAGAACAAAAAUCCUCUGAUGUCCAGAUGAGAGGACAGUUAGAAGCUGCAAAUCAGCUGGUGGAAGAUUACAAGGUUCAACUGUCAGAUCUUGCAGCGCAAAACCAGAAGUUCCAGGAGAAGCUGCGGAUGUCCAGUGAUUCCAGUCAGCGGAAUAUCAAAUCACUUGAAGCCAGGGUGCAAUCAUUGCAAGACGAGCUCAAUACCACCAGGGGGCAGCACCAAGCACUACAGGCUGAAUAUGAAGGCUACAAGGUUCGUGUUCACAGUGUGUUAAAACAGCAGAGGAGCAAGUCUGUUGACGUGGAUGAUGUCGAGAAGCAAGAAAGGGAGAAAUUGGAACAUCUUGUAGACCAACUGAAGACUAAACUACAGGAGACGAGUGAAAAUUUGCAGACCAUCCAGAAUGAGUAUGACAUAUUACAAGAGGAUCAUGACCGUCUGCUUCAGAACCACAGCAAAAUGCUGCAGGACAUGGCUGACAAGGAGAAAGCUUGGAGAGACAGGUUGGACCAGCUGACGGUAGAAAAUGCAGCUAGCAGCACGGAACACACUGAGACAAUCAAACAACUCAGCUGGCAGAAUGAAAACCUGUCACAUACAUUUAAGGAUCAGAUCAAGAGUCUCCAGGAGGACCACCACAGACAAGUAGAGAUGUUCCAGAAACAACUAGACAACUCUGAUAAUGAGAUAUUCCGCCUGGAGAGAGAGCUGCAGAUGGCUCAGCAGAGGGCAGCACAGAGGUCAGCUGAUCAAGACAGGAGCACUCCUGAGCAGCCACACCCUGUGGAGUUCAUAGCAAACCCCAGGCAGGUGGAGAGGGAGUCUGGAGAGGGCCAGGAACACACAGAACUUGAACCAGCAAAUACACAGAAGAUACCUAGUGGCAGCAGCUUGGUCCCCUUUGAGCAACUCUUAACCACCCCCAUGGAUGACACGAAAAGUGUGACCAGUGUGACAUCAUUUGAUGAAGAGAUCCUCAGGGCCAGCCUAAAUACAGCUGAGAAGAAGAUAGAACACUUGACUCAGUUGAUAAAUGAGAGUGAGGCAACAGUGAUGAGGCUGACAGAACAGGCAAAGAUUCUCAAGGAUGAGAUCAGGCGACUGGAGAGGAACCAAGAGAGGGAAAAUGCCAUAUCAAACCUUGAAUACCUGAAGAAUAUUGUACUGAAGUUUGUCACAUUAAAGACCAGUGAGGAGAGAGAACAGCUGGUGCCAGUGCUGAACACAAUGCUGAAACUGAGUCCUGACGAGAAGACGCUCAUCACUUCCAUAGCCAGAGGUGAAGAUGGCGCCACUGCAGGUAGUGAACAAGCUGGCUGGGGCUCGUACUUGCAUCGAUGGUCAGGAGGACUGGUGUAAUCGACAGACCUUUGGAGAAGACUGAGUGGCUGGUUUAGGGGGUC
Molecule: messenger RNA, 11083 nt
Organism: Lingula anatina
Lineage: Eukaryota; Metazoa; Brachiopoda; Lingulata; Lingulida; Lingulidae
Source: RefSeq, a predicted model, not a curated record